AUGGGAGCUAUUUAUGGAGAUGUGUUAACGGAAGAAGAAAUUAAAAAGGGUCGAAAUGAAACUCUUAGUAGUGCUCAUUCAGGAGUGGACAUUGAAAGAGCACCUACAAGUGGUGGUCAAGAAGCGAAACAACAUUCGUAUGAUAACACGACAAGUAGCUCACAACAGCAACCUCCAUAUAAUUGUAACUCGGCAACUAGUAGUGAAAUUACUACUACUGCCACUGCCACUACAAAUGUGGUACAACCUAUUAACCACAUGACCUCAGCUUUGAAUAAUAACAAUCACAUACAAUCCAGUAGUACUGGCACAACCGUGCAUACCAAUCAUCAGAGAUCAUCUUCCAAUGUCAUUGUGUUAAAACCAAAUAAGCAGAAAGUGUGUGCUCCUUCCUCUUCUUUAACAGCACACUGGGAAACAGAGUUAAAACAGAAAGAAUCUGUAUUGUUAGAAAGAUUUCAAAGUAUG
Molecule: messenger RNA, 468 nt
Organism: Naegleria lovaniensis
Lineage: Eukaryota; Heterolobosea; Eutetramitea; Acrasida; Naegleriidae
Exons: 1
Source: RefSeq, a predicted model, not a curated record